Molecule: messenger RNA, 8695 nt
Organism: Lates calcarifer (barramundi perch)
Lineage: Eukaryota; Metazoa; Chordata; Actinopteri; Centropomidae
Product: arf-GAP with SH3 domain, ANK repeat and PH domain-containing protein 2
Exons: 28
Coding region: 1205-4351 (1048 amino acids)
Biological process (GO): positive regulation of GTPase activity
Cellular component (GO): cytoplasm
Molecular function (GO): protein binding; GTPase activator activity
Source: RefSeq, a predicted model, not a curated record
CUGACUUUCUCUUAGGAAGCGAACCCACCCCACCACCCACAUGGACUUAACCCCCCAUCCUGCACCAAGAUCUCUCAGAUAAGAGAACCAAAUGUUAAAAGUCCCACGGUCCAGGUUUAAAACAAAGGGGGACCAUGCUUUUACUGUUUCAGCUCCAACACUGUGUCACGAUCAGAACAACAGUCAGUUUCUCAGUUUAAAAAGCGUUACAAAAACCCACCCAUAUACACUUACAUUUGUAUAUUUGUUAACUAUUUUAUUGUCUCUCACCUCUUUAAAUCCCUGUUUUAUGUAUGCUAUUCCUUUUAAAUUAUUUAACUUUUAUCGCAUACAUUGUGUAGUUUAGUCCUAUAUUGUAUGGAACUGUAUUAUAAGUCUGGUUUUGAAAGGUAUUAGAGAAUAAUGUUUAUUAUUAUUUUACACUGUUUGCAUUUCCUUGUAAAUUAAGAUCGAUUUCUAACGGUGUGUGCUCGGUCAGCAGUGCGCGCCGCCGCGGUAUAGGGCUCCUCCGCCGUGCACCGUGAACGCGCCUCUCUAUGCGGUUUGAAUAAAGACGGAAAAGAAGAAAAAAAACAGCAAAUGGUGAAAAGACAUGAAGCCGGUACUAAAGCGGAGAGCAGAGACCGGUUUUAUCCCCCCAUCUGAACCCGGUCCCGGUGCACGGAGGUCCGGUUCUUCUGCUCAGCUCCACCGCUCUUUGUCAGCCGGUUCAUACACAGAGACCCGGGCGGGUUUGUGGGAUUUCUCUGAAUGAGGACGCUCUACCGAAGAGAGACCCGUUAGUUUGAAUACGUUCAAGACUCGGGAAUAUUUUUAUUUCUCUGAUUUUCUGUGGAAUCUGCGCUGGUGGGAUUUUAUUUCCUGCUGGAUUUUGAUCACCUUUUGUUCGGAGAAAGAAGCGGCUGAUGCUGCGGUGAAGUCACACUGACGGAGGAAUCACCGGGUCUUUAAUGAUCGGUUUUUAUCAGCCUGUUAAUGCUCAUUCUCCUUAACGGGACUGUGGGAGUGUGAAAACUGCGCUGAUGGGAUUGUUACAUCUUCGCAUUGCGAAUUUUACAAUUUAAUUAUUUUAUCUUGCAUCGUUAUCGCCUCUGUGUGUCGCCUGGUCUCCUCUUAUCUUUUGUGUGGAAUUGGUCUGUCAGUCCCGGACUCUGCUAGACUGUCCCGGUUGGUCCCAGUGUGUCCCGGAUUGAGGAGCAUCAUCAUGCCGGAGUGUGUGUCAGUGUCAGAGUUCGUGCAGGAGGUUCAGGAGGACUGGAGCUCGCCCACCACCUCCUCCUUCACCUCCAAGAUGAUCAGCUGCAGGAACACCGUCUACCUCCUGGAGGAGUGUGUGUGUGUGUGUGUUCAGGCUUUGGACAGUGACCGGUUGGUGCUGCAGAAGAUGAAGAAAGCUGCUAAAGCCAAAUACACAUCAGGACAAGAACACGUGUCUCAUCUGGAGCAGUACAUCAAUUCGAUGGAGAAGCUGUCGGUUAACUGUCACUCGAAUGGAGAGACUGAGGUCGGCUCUGCUUUCUGUCGGCUGGCGGACUUUUCUAAAGAGCUUGUCUCUCCAAUGAAGAACCUGUUAAAGAGCAUGCUCCACAACAUCAACUUCUUCCUGGACUCUCUGGUUAAAGGAGACCUGAGGGAGGUGAAGGGGGAUCUGAAGAAGCCUUUUGAGAGAGCGUGGAGGGACUAUGAGAGCAGAUUUAAGCAGGUGGAGAAGGAGAAGAGGGAGUUGGCCCGGCAGUAUGGGAUGGUGAGGAGUGAGGUGAGCGGAGGAGAGAUCGCAGAGGAGCUCGAGAAGGAGAGACGCUCCUUUCAACUGAGUAUGUGUGAGUAUCUGAUUAAGGUCAAUGAGAUAAAGACGAAGAGAGGAGUCGACCUGCUGCAGAACCUCAUCAAACACUACCAUAGCCACAACAAUUUCCUGCAGGAGUGUGUUUCCACCACUCAGAGGUUGAAGCAGUACAUGGAGGAGCUGAACGGAGUCCUGACUACGGUGAAGCAGCGUCGAGAAGAGGAGAAGAGACAGCUGUGUGCUCUCAGAGAUCAGCUGAGGCCGGUCGUCCACACAGAGCAGGAUUCUCUACCUAAGCAGGUAUACAGCAUGCAUCAGCUGCUGGGAGACAAACAGUACGGAACAGAAAGAACAGGAUUCCUCUACAAGAAGAGCGACGGGUUGAGAAAAAUGUGGCAGAAAAGAAAAUGUUCAGUUCACAACUGUUACCUGACCAUCGCACAUGCUACUCCUAAUAAACCUCCUACCAGACUCAACCUGUUAACCUGUCAAGUCAAACCUAGUGUGGAGGACAAGAAAUGCUUCGACCUCAUCUCUCAUAAUCGGACCUAUCACUUCUUGGCUGAAGAUGAAGCAGAGUGUGUGGCCUGGAUCUCGGUGCUCAGUAACAGUAAGCAGGAGGCUCUGAGUGUGGCUCUGGACGGGGGGAGGAGAGGGGGAGGUGGAGGGGAGAGCAGUGUGGAGGAUCUGACCCGGGCCAUCACUGACGACAUCAGACGGAUGCCAGGAAACAACAGCUGCUGUGACUGUGGAGCUCCAGGUCAUAUCUGUCAAUUAAUCAAUCAAUCAGUGAAUCUUUUUUCUCAUCUUGAUAACUUGAAAUUCCUUCACUCUCUCCCUCUCUCUGUAGAUCCUGGAUGGCUCUCGACCAACUUGGGAAUCCUGACCUGUAUCGAGUGUUCAGGGAUCCACAGGGAGAUGGGGGUCCACGUCUCCAGGAUCCAGUCUCUGAGUCUGGACAGUCUUGGGACUUCAGACUUGCUGUUGGCCAGGAAUGUUGGUAACUCUGGAUUUAAUGAAAUACUGGAGGCGAACCUGCUGAGUCCGUCACUGAAGCCCUCCCAACACAGCCACAUGGCAGAGCGUAAAGACUUCAUCAUGUCCAAGUAUCAGGAUAUUCAUUUUGUGAGGCGGAGUCACAGCUCGGCUGCAGCGAUGCGACUCGGCCUGCAGGAGGCGACCAAGAGCUGCGACAUCUAUAGUCUGAUCCAUCUGUAUGCUCAGAGGACGGAGCUGAGCCAGCCGCUGCACACACACAUACAGGAGAAAGGGGAGACUGCGCUCCAUCUAGCCGUCCUAUUGGCUGACAGGACUUCGCUGCACAUCCUGGACUUCCUGGCUCAGAACUGCUCCAAUGUUGACAUGCAGACAUCAGCAGGAAACACAGCGCUGCAUUACAGCUGUCUGCACAACAAGAGUGACUGUGUGAAACUGCUGCUGAGAGCCAGAGCCAACCCGCACAUCAAGAACGAGUUAGGAGAGACCGCUCUAGACGUCAGCCGCAGGUUGAAGCACAGCCAGUGUGAGGAGCUGCUGCAGCAGGCCCAAUCCAACCAGUUUGACCAUCACGUCCACGUGGAGUAUGAGUGGAGGCUUCGUCAUGAUGAUCUCUACGACAGUGACGACGACUUUGACGACAAGAAUGGCCCAGUGAAGAAGGAGCGCACCUCCUCUUCCUCCUCCUCUUCCUUCACCUCCUCCUUCUCCUUCACCUCCCGUCCCUUCAGCUUCAGCCAGUCCACAUCCUCCUCCAUCAUCCAGCCCUCCUCUGGACCAGCAGGAGGAGGUCUGCUCAGUGUGGGGAGGAGGCUCGCCAUGGCCAUGGAGCUGCACAGCCGGCCCUCUGGCUCUGCUCCAAGCCCACCUCCACCUCCUCCGUCGUCUCCUGCACCCCCACUGCCCCAAGAGUCAAAGGGAGGCUUCUUAGUAAAAUCUCCCAGUGUUCCUCCUCCUCCCCCUCCUGCUGGUGGGGAGGGAGUGGGUGGUGAGGAGGAGGAAGAAGGGGAGGUUUUCUUCCCCCUGACAGGAAACAGAAAGUCAACCCCUCCACCUCCCAUCGCCGUCCGACACAAGAGGAGCUGCUCUGAGUCCAGCAAGCACGAUUAUGGGUUGCCAACCAGUCCCAGGAUCUACAGCGGUCCAGACUCCUCCUUUAAGAAGUGUGUUCCAGCUUCUCCUCUCAGUUCGCUGACUGAACGACCAGACAGAGGUUUUCGGAGGGCAGAUAGUGACGGUAGCUCCUCCCACUUCCUGCACCCUGCCAGUAAAGCUCCGCCCAAUGGAUCUCCCACCAAUCAGCGCUCUCAGAGCUUUGAGAGCAACAGCAGAGGCCCCGCCCCACAGCCACUUCCUCGCAGAUCAUUGCCCCGAGGCACAUCGAGUCGGCGGGUUCAGGCACUGUACGACUGCCAGGCCGACCACCAUGAUGAGCUGAGCUUCUCUGAGGGACAGGUGCUGGUGGUCCUGGGACAGGAAGACAGUGAUUGGUGGCAUGGCUACAUAGAGGACGAACCAGACCAGAGAGGCUUGUUUCCGUCUUCCUUCGUCCAGCUGCUCUCAGACUGACAUUAACCUGGACCAGCACGAGACCCAACCAGACCUUGGACCAGUCCAAGACUCAACAGACCCUGGGACAGCACAGACCAAACCACAACAGAGCUGAGAGAACCAAACAAGAAGCAAACUGGAUCAGUACAGAGCAGCAGAAGCUGAACCCCUGAUCUUCGAUGGACCCAGUCAGUCAUCUGGUUCGGAGCAACUCCAGUAUCCUGUGAGUUCACAUGAACUCACCGCAGUUAUCAGCCAAGUUGUCAUGGCAACUUCUGCUUUCUGUUACCAUGGCAACGUCACAGAUGACCUUUCAGUGCAGAAUCUAGACAGGACUAGAUCUUCACAUGGCUUGGGUCAUGUGGCAAUGUUGCCAUGGAGAUGGUCUCACACAGACUGACCAGCAAUGAUUCAAGGUUCAUGUUGAAACUUUUAUUUAUUUAUUUAACAUGAAAAUUUAUAUUUUAAGUGCACAGAUAACGGCAGGACACUGAUACAACAAUCCACUGGACUUUUAUUUUGAAGUUCAUCUGAACAGUGUUUCCAGUACAAAUUUAUUUAUUUUAAUGUAUUUAAAGUCACUGAUCCUGUGGCCAUGCCACCAUACAAGCCGCUUCUGCCCCAUUUCAGGCUUCUACUCUUUGGAGGGGCAGGACCUGAGAGGAUGCGUCCUUUAAAGGACCAGAUCUGAUAAGUGACAAUGAAGACCAAAGGAUAAAAACCAGAUGUCUGCUCCAAACUACUGUGUUGGCUCAUUAUCCUGGAUUUGGUCUGUAAACAUGGACUUCAGAGGUGGUGAAGCCUGAAAUGAGAUACAUGUGAUGUUUCCAGCUGCCUUCCAUGUCCCAAGAUAUCACAGCACCUCAGUGAGGAAGUACCACAGCAUAUUACUGCCACUAUUACAACAAUUUAAUUACUCAGUUUCUUGUUAAAACAUGAGCACUCCCUGGAUUUCAUUUUGAGGAAGAGGAGGAAGUCGAAGGGAUACAAUUCCAGAGAGUCAGGUGGGUGUGGAGUGACAAUUGUGUUGGUGCAGCCAAAAAACCUGCACAUACUCAACAUACUGUGAGCAGGCGCGUUGUCAUGACAGAACCUAAAAUUGCCAUUAUGCCACAGUUCAGGUCAUUUGUGCUGAAUAUCUAAAUGAUGCAGUUGAACUUGCCAUUGACAGUCUAAUCCUUGGGGACAAACUGACAGUGCACAAACCCGCAAAACAAGCACACUCCAGGUCACACUCCUGACCUGACAUGCCCUCUUCAGUCUCUCAGCUUGCAGCUGUAGACCCAACUCUUAUCAUCAGUGAUGACCCUUGACAUAAAGCUUGAGUCAUCCCGGGCCUGUUGAUGCUGCUCCAUGGUGAAAUCGCAAACGCACACACCCCAAGUGGUCACAAAAACACACGUAACACCGGUCCCGAUGUUGAUCACACAGCACAACCCAAUACUAACUUGCGAAAGUUAUCACUUGCACCUGCUGCAUGUGCGUUGCCUUGCUGUGCUGUGUUCAUUCACAACAGUAGCGCUCUUGGAACUUUUUGAUUGCACCUCAUAUUGAGAAAACCAAGCUUAUUUUUUUCCUCAUGAUGGCAGAAAUACGCUGCUAUAAGCACAAAUCUUUCUCACUGGGGUUUGAUCGUUUCAACUUUUACCUCUAGAGUUCUUAGGAUUUUUUUAAAGGAAAAAAAAUAUUGAAUUCUGUUUCAUAUUUUUUAUUUCAUUCAAAAUGACAGUGGUGGAUUUAUAAUGUUUUCUGUUUUUGCUGAAAUAUCACAGUGCUUCUGUCUGUUUGGCAUCUACAAAUGAAUGGAUGGAUGAUCAGUAGGUUGUUUAAGCAAAGCUGACAUUUCUUUCUGCUUUAUUUAACAGUCACAGUUUAAACAUGAUAAGCUGAAUUAAAGCUAUGGUAACUUAACAUACAUCAUUCAUCUUGUUUGGUCGGCGGACGUCAGUCUGUUCUAAAGCUACACAUCACAUACAACCAAUUAUGAUGGAAUAACAAGCAGCUGAUUUGAGUUAAUCUCAAUUUUCAGACAACAGGGAAUCUUAAGAAGCACAACUUUGGAUUUAUACUCACACCAAAAUUAUUUUUUUAAGUGUGAGGAAGUAAAUCUGUUCACAACAACUUAGCCUGCAAAUCUCAAAACCUUGCAUCUAGAUGUUAAGUCCUGCUCAGGACACCAGUGGGCUGUUGCUCUGUCAUUUAGCAGCUGAACUCAGGUUUAUGGCACAUUUAGGUGUUCCUCGCCAACUUGUAAACUGGAUAAUUUCUCAGUUUACUAGCAGGAAGUUUUCCUGGAGAAGCCCAUCAAAGUGUUAAAUCUCAGCAGCAGAUGUUUCAGAUUAAACCCUAGCCUUCAAGAACUCUGCAGUUGCAUUUUAGAAGACUAGGUGACUUUUUCCAUAUACAGACAGACCAACAGCCUUGAGAUGAUUCAGCAUUCAUGAUUAUUUAUAAGCUCUCAGUCAGCUUCAAACAAAGUGCUUGUUGGAUUGUCAAAUGAUGUGUGAAACCUCUCCCCAGGUGCAUCGAACAAUUUUCAUAACUUUCUGAAAACGACAAUCUCCUACUUUACACAGUGACUUCAACCAACCAACCAACUCUAUUUUUUCACUUUGCACACAACUGUCACUUUCCAUGUGGACAGCACUAUAAAAGCACUGUUAUCCUUGGUGUCGAGGCUACAUCACACAAAAGAAAACGUGGCACUGUGAUGCAGCCACGAGGAGACUAUAACAGCAGGCUUUUUACACUGCCUUCCAGCAUGGAACUUAAAAAGGAGUAGAAAUAUUUUGAGGUGAGACCAUGUGUUGCACCAACAAAUUUGUUUGAGGCAGACUAAGAGCCUUAUUGGGCAUCAGUCUUAGGGCGAUUUCACACUGGCAGUUUGUCUGAAUUGGGGAUUGGGCUAGCCAAACACAACUAGUAUAUGGCUCAACUGUGCAUGGAUGUGCGGAGUGAACUGCUGCAGAGCUGCUGAAAGUGAUGUCAGCCGAUGUUAAGUCACUGGUAACUGCAAACACCUGACACUGGAGCGACAUGACAAACAAAAACAAGUCACACUCCCUGAUGACAUGAUAGAAACUGUUCACACAGAACCAUUUUGGCCAGCCAAUGUGAGAAGCCGGCCAACCAGUGCUCUAACUAUCACUCAGUUUUACCAGCAACUGUAGUACUUAUUAACAAGAGUGCUUGAGUUAGAUUUUUGAACAUCUUUGACAACUUCUGGUUUUGCACAAUUUAAACAUCAGUGUUAACAAAAACGAUAAAAAUAUUUACUGACGACAGUUUUAUAAAACAAAAAUGAGAUAAAAAGUAAAUAAAACAUAAACUUUAAAAACUACAUCGAAAUGUAUAAAAAUCUUCAUCAAUGCUUUAACAAAUGGACAAAUCAACAGUUACCAUUUUAGGUAGGGCUUAAAUCCAAAAUUUAUGACCUCACAUGCCCUAGAGUUGUUUCCGAACUUUGCUCCACAGCUGGUUUGUUUAAAGUCUGCUGCAGCUCUUUAAGAUGGACGACCAUACACACUAUCAGAAUCAAGCAAACUCAGUGUGAAAACACCACGAAACUGCUCAUAGUGCAAACAAAACCAAAAACAUUUAGACAACUGUGAUUGACAAUAUGCAACCGUUUUUGUACAUUCACAGUACAGGUGUGAAACAGCCUUGUGCAUGCUGUUAUCUCCCUUUAACUGGACUGGUCAGUCUCUUUUCAUUCAUGUGGUUGGUUAUUUUUGGUUGGACUUUUUUUUUUUUAAGUAAAUUGCACUGCAUUCAUGCACUGCACUAAUUGGUAAUGUUACUGAUUGUUUGACUUUGUCCUUGUUAAGUUUAUUUAAUAAAUCUUUAGUUAAAAGUCAUGCACAGUCUCCUCAUCUUUAUCACUCCCAGAGGAGUUACAGUUGUCCGUUAAGUGCUCAUGAAGUUCAGCAAUCUGCAGCUUCCCUCACUGAGUCACCUUUUUAGCUCUGAUCUCAUCAGUUAGUAUUAUUAUUUGGCUUUACCACUUACCAUUAACUUUGUUAGCAACCAGAGACAGAAAACCUAAAUGUAGGACUAUUCAAAAAAACACUGUACUCUGACAAAAUGUUUCUGUUUUGGACAAUCGAUGAAAUCAGCUUAAAACCUGCACACUAUCGAAACUUCAUAACCACAGGCUGAGAACGUCACACAGGCUCCUCCCACUCACUGCUUCCAUACUAAAACAGUGAUGUUGGUUUAAAUUCCAAGAAAAUGUUGGCACGACAGGAAACAUAAAAACUUGUCAUCCUGUGUCCAGUUUCCAGUCUGUCAGGAUCCGAGAGACCAGGACGGUUUGCGUUAAAGAUAAGAAUAAAUGGAUGGAUUAUAAAUGAUAUAAAAAAA